Molecule: messenger RNA, 1209 nt
Organism: Brenthis ino (lesser marbled fritillary)
Lineage: Eukaryota; Metazoa; Arthropoda; Insecta; Lepidoptera; Nymphalidae
Source: the annotation of a GenBank genome assembly
AUGAAGGCUAUAAUAAUUUAUUUUGCACUAAUACUUGAAGCUACUUGUGCACUGAGUAAUGAAGGCUUAGAACAUAUCGAUUUACUCGAUUUGUUGCCACCUGAAGAUGCAAAAUUAAACUUCACGCAACUGUCUGUAAAAUAUGGGCACACACCGGAACAAUACGAAGUUAUCACCGAAGACGGCUAUAUACUAGCACUUUUCCGUCUACGAGGUAGAAGCCCAUCUCCGGUAUUCCUACAGCACGGUAUUUUGGAUUCAUCAGAUACCUGGUUACUGAGAGGCCCAAAUUCACUUGGAAUAACAUUAGCAAACAACGGAUACGACGUAUGGAUGGGAAAUUCAAGAGGCAAUAGAUAUUCUAGACGUCACGUUUCUUUGAAUCCAGAUGUAGAUGCAAAGUUUUGGGAUUUCAGUUUUAACGAGAUAGGAUAUUAUGAUCUGCCGGCUUUUAUAGAUAAAAUAUUAAAUGAAACGGGUGCUACAAAUAUAUCUGCUAUCGCACAUUCACAAGGCACCACAGCGUUCUUCGUAUUGGGAUCGACUAAGCCAGAAUACAAUAUAAAAAUAAAUGUAAUGAUAGCUCUCUCUCCGAUAUGCUAUCUCCAUCACUCUCCCCCGCCCAUAGCAACAUUCAUAGAACUAAAAUCUGGUGUAGAAAAAAUCUUUGAUGUAUUUAAUAUUCAUGAGUUUUUAGGCGACACCUUAGCACCUACGAAAAUUUUAAGAAAAGUUUGCGGUAUACCAGUCUUGGGAUACGAAGUAUGCCUACUUGGGUUGUAUGCGUCUUUUACCGGUUACGAUCCAUUGGAAAUAGGACCAUCGUUUUUCCGAAUAAUCAAUUCACAUUUUCCUGCUGGUACUUCCGCUAAAAGCCUCGUUCAUUAUCUUCAGGUUGGAUAUAGAAAAACUUUUGCUCCUUUCGAUUAUGGAGAUGAAAGAAAUCAAGUGAUUUACAACUCCUCAGUUCCACCUCCAUAUGCUUUGAACAACGUAACUUUUCCAACUGCUUUGUUAGCUGCUCGAAACGAUUACUUAUCUACUCUUCCUGAUGUUGAUCUUUUAAAACAACAAUUAGGUAACGUUGUGUACUACCUUGUAAAUCCUCGACUGCUAUUUAAUCACUUAGAUUAUAUAUGGGGAAGACGAAUGCCUGUGUUUUUGUUCCCAUAUAUAUUUAAAUUGUUACGAAUAUACAAUGGUUUUCAU